AUGAUAAUUGAGGUGUGCGUACUGGAAGCUCUCGUCGGCCGCGACUUCCUGCCGAGGGGUUCUGAAAUCUGCACGCGCCGGCCAUUGGUGCUUCAGCUCUUGCAGACCAAGACUGGCGAGGAGUAUGGGGAGUUCUUGCACCUACCUGGGAAGAAAUUCUACGACUUCUCUGAAAUUAGGAGGGAAAUUCGUGCUGAGACUGAUCGGGAGGCCGGAGGAAAUAAAGGUGUCUCAGACAAGCAAAUUCGUCUGAAGAUCUUUUCACCAAAUGUUCUUGAUAUAACUUUGGUUGAUCUUCCUGGUAUAACUAAAGUUCCAGUUGGAGAUCAACCUUCUGAUAUUGAAGCUCGCAUUAGGACAAUGAUUUUGUCAUACAUUAAAGUUCCAAGCUGUUUGAUUCUUGCUGUUUCACCAGCAAAUUCAGAUUUAGCUAACUCAGAUGCUCUUCAGGUUGCCGGAAAUGCUGAUCCUGAUGGUCUUAGAACGAUUGGGAUAAUCACAAAGCUAGACAUAAUGGAUAGAGGCACUGAUGCACGGAAUCUUUUGUCUGGAAAAGUUAUUCCCUUGCGACUUGGCUACUUUGGUGUUGUGAAUCGAAGUCAGGAGGAUAUUUCACACAACCGGAGUAUUAAAGAUGCACUUAUAGCUGAGGAGAAAUUUUUUCACAGCCAUCCAGUAUAUGAUGGUCUGGCUGAUCGUUGCGGUGUUCCUCAAUUGGCAAAGAAGUUGAACCAGAUUUUGGUGCAACAAAUCAAGGCAAUUCUACCUGGGUUAAAGUCACGCAUAAACUCUGCACUAGUUUCAGCUGCCAAGGAGCAUGCCAGUUACGGAGAAAUCAUGGAGUCAAAGGCUGGUCAAGGUGCUCUUCUUCUGAACAUUUUAUCAAAAUAUUGUGAAGCAUUUUCAUCUAUGGUUGACGGGAAGAAUGAAGAAAUGUCAACAUCUGAGCUCUCGGGUGGAGCUCGUAUUCACUAUAUCUUUCAAUCAAUCUUUGUGAAGAGUUUAGAGGAAGUGGAUCCAUGUGAGGACUUGACUGAUGAUGACAUCCGAACUGCCAUCCAGAACGCAACUGGUCCUAAAUCUGCUUUAUUUGUUCCUGAAGUUCCUUUUGAAGUUCUUAUUCGCAAGCAAAUAUUUCGCUUAUUAGAUCCAAGCCUUCAGUGUGCAAGGUUCAUAUAUGAUGAACUAGUAAAGAUUAGCCAUCAUUGUGUGGUAAAUGAGCUACAGAGGUUUCCUGUUUUAAGAAAGCGCAUGGAUGAAGUUAUGAGCAAUUUUUUGCGAGAGGGUCUCGAACCCUCAGAGACUAUGAUUGGGCAUAUUAUUUAUAUGGAGAUGGACUACAUAAACACUUCACACCCUAAUUUUCUUGGUGGGAGCAAGGCUGUUGAGAUUGCAUUGCAACAAGUCAAAUCCUCUAGGGUUUCCCUGCCUAUCUCCAGACAGAAGGAUGGUCUAGAGCUUGACAAGGCAAUGGCAUCAGAGAGAAGUUUGAAAAGUCGUGGAAUUCUGGCGAGGCAACUAAAUGGGAUAGUAGCUGAUCAGGCUGUUCGUCCAUUGGCAGAAGGUGAAAAAGUUACCGUGUCUGGAGGCACAGGGAGUUCAAGUUGGGGGAUUUCAUCUAUUUUUGGUAGCAGUAGCAGUGAUAACCGUGCUUCUGCUAAAGAAAUUUCACCUAAAAAAUCAUUUGAUGAGCCUACCCAUAGUAUGGAGCAAUCAGUGAUCCAGUUAAGAGAGCCACCAACUGUCUUGAGGCCCUCAGAAAGUCAUACGGAGCAGGAGGCUAAUGAAAUUGCUAUAACUAAACUACUAUUAAGAUCAUACUAUGACAUUGUUAGGAAUAAAAUAGAGGACUCUGUACCUAAAGCCAUCAUGCACUUUCUGGUCAAACAUACCAAACGAGAACUGCACAAUGUGUUCAUUAGAAAACUUUACAGAGAGAACCUAUUUGAAGAGAUGUUGCAGGAGCCUGAUGAUGUGGCAACGAAGAGAGGGCGUACAAGGGAAACUCUCCGUGUACUUCAGGAGGCUUUUCGGACAUUGGAUGAAUUACCUUUGGAGGCUGAAACAGUUGAAAAGGGAUAUAAUGUGGGUUCCGACCCCAUGGGAUUACCGAAGAUCUGUGGACUGCCACCAUUAUCCAUGUAUUCUACAUCCAGUUCCGGUGAUCCAUUUUCUGCUUCUCCAAGGCAUCUGAAAUCCCGCAAGUCAUCUCCAUCAGGGGAGCUUUUAACUUCAUUCCAUCCUAGUGCUGGUUCUAAUGGAGGUGGAUUCCCCUACAUGCCGGGCCAUUAUUCAUCUGCCGAUCCGUAUGACUUCUGAAUGUUCAUAAGAGUCCAGUCAUACCUAAUGAAGCCAAUAUAUUCGAUUUACUGCUCGACAAGCGCGGUUUUGGAGUUUUACCAACCAGAACUGGAUUGAUGGGGAGCUAGCUCCUUCUACUAACUAAGAUUACAUCAAAGAUCAAAAUAAUUUUUUCCUCUGCACAUCCUUCUGUGUUCCUUGAUAUAUUUUAGUGUUAGAUUGCAUUAUUUCUAAAGCUGCCAUUAGAAUAAAUAGGGAGCAGAUGGAAAACUAGUCACUCCAUUUUUGGAAGCCAGCCAGCUGGUUGUAAAAAUAUUUUGCAGUGAAAGUGUCCAGAGAAAUAAUUAGUCACUCAAAUGGCUAAUUUUGCAGCUGCUGUAGUUCAUCAAUUGUAAUUUUAUUUAUUUAUUUUUAUGAUUCUUGUAACUAUGCUGCUCCACAUCAUAUCAUAUUGAGGGGUUUUGUAUUUUUGUUAUUGCGAUUUUGAGGUCUUCUUAUGUGUAACCGAAUAAUGAGCUAUUUUCAAAAUAAUUUGUUCCAA
This is a messenger RNA of Momordica charantia (bitter melon), 2842 nucleotides long. RefSeq names its product dynamin-related protein 3B. Gene Ontology annotation, molecular function: microtubule binding; GTP binding; GTPase activity. The record is from RefSeq and is a predicted model, not a curated record. Lineage: Eukaryota; Viridiplantae; Streptophyta; Magnoliopsida; Cucurbitales; Cucurbitaceae. Gene Ontology annotation, biological process: peroxisome fission; mitochondrial fission. Gene Ontology annotation, cellular component: mitochondrion; membrane; cytoplasm.